Molecule: messenger RNA, 1617 nt
Organism: Xenia sp. Carnegie-2017
Lineage: Eukaryota; Metazoa; Cnidaria; Anthozoa; Malacalcyonacea; Xeniidae
Product: E3 ubiquitin-protein ligase RNF38-like
Exons: 9
Coding region: 319-1269 (316 amino acids)
Cellular component (GO): nucleoplasm; cytoplasm
Source: RefSeq, a predicted model, not a curated record
UCACAUGUCAAAGGCUACAAUUGUAGAUAUCUUCAGGAGGUGGCGAAUUAUUGCCUGCCAAGCAUUGAGAUUUGGUGCCAAUAUUUUCAAAGGUGAAAUUUUUCAGUCAGUGUGUGUAGGCAAUCUUCUAUUUCUUCACUACGUUGCUUCACUUCAGAAUUCUGUCAAAGUUGUGCUGUGGGAUCGGUGGAUUGCGUUAUAAUAAAUGCUAUAACUGCUGGUGUUCCAUCCGACGCCUUCGGACAAUCUUAUUGAUGAUUAUUGGUUAAGCGAAGAAAGUUGAACUUCAUCACUUUUACCUACACACUUAAUCCAGUCAUGGCUAAUUCUUCGUCAGGGGCAGGAUACUUUCCAACUUGUCCUGAAUGUGCCAAGAUGGAUUUAAAACUUUAUCACUGUCCUGCUUUGGUUGGAAGAGCUCAUCAUCAUCAUCAUUAUGGAUCCCUUGGCUUACAUAACAUGCAUCCACAAACUUUGUCUCAUCCCAACAAUCAAUGUUGCCCAACUCCACAUCAAACACUUUAUCCCUCUAUUCCACUUAGAUUACACAGUGUGUGUAAUUGCUCAAGAUGUAGACAGACAGAUAUGGACAGACAUUUUCCUAUGACGUCACCACAAAUACCCCUCAGUGCAUGUUGGAUGAAUCCAAUGGACAUGCACAACACAAAUCUAAAUUCAAACUUCGUACCUAACCCAUUACCAAGUCGACCUUGUAUACCCCCAAGGCAUGUGGGAAUGUCACCUGUAACUCGGACUGAAUCUUUACCAUUACAUGUUGAUGGUGCUUCAGGAAUAUCAUAUAACCAUCACCAUCAUUUUCACCAUUAUCACUAUCAUACACAGUCAAGAAAUAAUCUACAUCCUUAUGCAGUUCCCAUGCUUCAUCCCAGGUUUCGGAGGCGUCGCUCUCCAAGGCCAAGUGAAGGAAAUAUGGAGAAUGCUAAUUUCAUACCAGCAGUCAUUACAUCAGAAGCUGGAAUGACUUGGGGUGGCCAUUUAAAUACAGAGAAUUUGGGACAGCUGGCGGUCAGUGAAAAACCAAAAGGGAUUUCAAAGUCUGUUCUUGAAAGUCUACCCACUUACAAAAUAACUUCCAAAGAUAAAGAUUUAAGAGAAUCUCGAUGUGUUGUUUGCUUGAUGGACUUUGAGCUAAAGCAACAGCUUCGAAUAUUGCCUUGCCUCCAUGAAUUUCACAGCAAGUGUAUUGAUAAAUGGUUAAAGAAUAACAGAUCGUGUCCAAUAUGUAGAAAAGAAGUCAAAUUGAAAUGAUGAAUAAAAUUAUUUACGGAAAUAUAAACUGACGACUGUUCAGGUGUCUUCUUGUUUUUCAUUAUCGCAAUGAAUAAUGGGGUAAAGAUAAGAAGGUGUGCCAGGCAAACUACCUUAAUCCUCAGUUUGGAUUAAAAUUUGUUGAGAAGAAUUGACAUUUACUUAAGAAGUUAGGAAAUUCAUUCGUAUAAGAUGUGAUAAGAAUGAUUUCUAGCAUCAUCUGUGAUACAAUAUUAUAAAUAUAAAUGUAUAAUCUGAUAGGCUUAUAUUUACUUAUUCAUAACAGUGUAUGUGCUAUUAUAUGCACAGUGUUUCAAAUCAAUGGAAUAUAAUAAAAACUUAAAUUUA